UGGCAGCGAGGCGCAGAACUGCAGGCGCUCACCCCGGGCAGCGGCUGCGCCUUCUCGCUCCCAGUCCCGGCCGGCUGCUGGCGGGUCCCGACCUCGGCACCUACAGCUUGGAGGAGACAGAGAAUUUAACCAGAGGCCCGGUGGCCUGGACGGCUGUCGGAACAUGGCAACCGGUGUGGGGCUCGUCCUGGAAGGAGGGGACUUUGGCCACUGUGAUGCCUAAGGAUCAAGUGCUGCCUCUCUCUGGGCACUUCAUGCGGUUCCCCUUCGUCCUGUCCGCACCUCUGCUGCACGUGGCUCUGGCAACAUGGGGGAGAAUGAAGACGAGAGGCUGGCCCAGGCCGGUCAGGUCUUUGAGAACUUUGUGCAGGCUUCCACCUGCAAAGGCACCCUCCAGGCCUUCAACAUCCUCACCCGGCUUCUGGACCUUGAUCCUCAGGACCACAGAAACUUUUAUUCCAAGCUCAAGUCCAAAGUGACCACCUGGAAGGCUAAAGCUCUUUGGCACAAGUUGGACAAGCGUGGCUCCCACAAAGAGUAUAAGCGGGGGAAGUCAUGUAUGAACACCAAGUGUCUCAUCAUAGGAGGAGGACCCUGUGGGUUACGAUCCGCCAUUGAACUUGCCUACCUGGGAGCCAAAGUGGUGGUGGUGGAGAAGCGGGACGCCUUCUCCCGGAACAAUGUGCUGCACCUCUGGCCCUUCACCAUCCAUGACCUGCGCGGCCUGGGAGCCAAGAAGUUCUAUGGGAAAUUCUGUGCUGGCUCCAUUGACCACAUCAGUAUUCGUCAGCUGCAGCUCAUUCUAUUCAAGGUGGCCCUGAUGCUGGGAGUUGAAAUCCAUGUGAAUGUAGAGUUUGUGAAGGUUGUUGAGCCUCCCGAAGAUCAAGAAAAUCGAAAAAUUGGUUGGCGGGCAGAAUUUCUCCCUGCAGACCACCCUCUGUCGGAGUUUGAGUUUGAUGUCAUCAUCGGUGCUGAUGGCCGCAGAAAUACUCUGGAAGGGUUCAGAAGAAAAGAAUUCCGUGGGAAGCUGGCUAUUGCGAUCACCGCCAACUUCAUAAACAGGAACAGCACCGCUGAGGCAAAGGUGGAAGAGAUUAGCGGUGUGGCUUUCAUCUUCAAUCAAAAAUUUUUUCAGGACCUUCGAGAAGAAACAGGGAUUGAUCUGGAGAAUAUUGUUUAUUACAAAGAUUACACCCACUAUUUCGUCAUGACGGCCAAGAAGCAGAGUCUGCUGGACAAAGGUGUCAUCAUUAACGACUACAUCGACACGGAGCGGCUGCUUUGUGCAGAUAAUGUGAACCAGGAGAACCUGCUUUCCUAUGCCCGAGAGGCUGCUGACUUCGCCACCAACUACCAGCUGCCAUCGCUGGACUUUGCCAUAAACCACUACGGGCAGCCGGACGCGGCCAUGUUCGACUUCACCUCCAUGUAUGCCUCUGAGAAUGCGGCCUUGGUGCGGGAGCGCCAGUCACACCGGCUGCUGGUGGCUCUGGUCGGAGACAGUUUGCUUGAGCCGUUUUGGCCCAUGGGCACUGGCUGUGCCCGAGGCUUCCUGGCAGCCUUCGACACGGCCUGGAUGGUGAGGAGCUGGAACCAGGGCACGCCUCCCCUGGAGCUGCUGGCUGAAAGAGAAAGUCUUUACCGGCUGUUACCUCAAACAACCCCAGAGAACAUCAACAAGAACUUUGAGCAGUACACGCUGGACCCAGGGACUCGGUACCCGAACCUCAACUCCAACUGUGUCCGGCCCCACCAGGUACAGCACCUGUACAUCACCAAGGAGCUGCAUCACUUCCCUCUGGAGAGAGUGGCCUCCAUGAGACGGUCUGUCGGCCUCUCCCGGCGGGAGUCAGACAUCAGGCCCAACAAACUCCUCACCUGGUGCCAGCAGCAGGCCGAGGGCUACCAGAAUGUCCGCAUCACCGACCUGACCACGUCCUGGCGCAGUGGCCUGGCUCUGUGUGCCAUCAUCCACCGCUUCCGGCCCGAGCUCAUCAAUUUUGACUCUUUGAGAGAGGAAGAUGCUGUGGAGAACAACCAACUGGCAUUUGAUGUGGCCGAGCGUGAGUUUGGCAUCCCCCCGGUGACGACAGGGAAAGAGAUGGCAUCCUCCCAAGAGCCCGACAAGCUCAGCAUGGUCCUGUACCUCUCCAAGUUCUACGAGCUCUUCCGGGGCACCCCGCUGAGGCCUAUGGAUUCUUGGAGCAAAAACUACCAAGAAAAUGCUGACCCUGACGCGGCCAAGUCAUCCCUUACCCACAAUUAUCUCAACCUCACGUUUCCCAGGAAAAGGACUCCACGGGUGGACAACCAGACCCAGGAGAAUGACAUGAACAAGAGGAGGCGGAAAGGCAUCAACAACCUGGACGAGCCUUCGGCCUUUUCCAGACGGAGCCUGAACUCUGAUCCAGAAGGCGGCGGCAAUAAAGAAGGUGGAAAUCAGAACAAAGUCAAGUCCAUGGCCACUCAGCUGCAGGCCAAGUUUGAGGAGAAUUCUCGGAGCUCAUCCCUGCUGAGGCAGGAGCACCGUGGCUCAGGGAUAGGUAAGCCCAUCGUGCGCUCCUCCUCCGACCCGCCUGUCUACGGGCGCGGCCCCCCUCCGGAGGAGCCCACACCCAGCCCAUCUGCUCCUCUGAAAAGGCAGCUCUUCCCGGAAAUUGUGACUGGGCAAGUGCUCCAGGAGCUAAAGCAAAUAGCCACUGGUGGCGAGGGCAAGAGCAGGCCCUGGAGAGCCAGAGCUAAGUCUGACCUACAGUUGGGGGUGACCCACCACCCUGCCGCCCUGCCUGCCAUCUGUCCCAGAGCGCUGGCUCUCUCCGGGGUGUUGCGGCGGCUGCAGCAGGUGGAGGAAAAGAUUGUCCAGAAGAGGGCUCAGAGCUUGGCCAACAGGGAAUUCCACACAAAGAACAUUAAGGAGAAGGCAGCUCACCUGGCCUCCAUGUUCGGACAUGGGGAUAUCCCUCAGAAUAAACUUCUCUCUAAAAGCCUGUCUCCUACUCUUCCUCGAUCCUCUCCCUCCUGCCUUCCAUCUCCCGACACAGCUGCAGCUUCUUCUCCACCAGCUGCUGAUUCUGUUUCUCCUGCCAAAAAGCUGACGGUAGGGAAGGUGUCCAGCGGAAUAGGGGCUGCGGCGGAAGUGCUGGUCAAUUUAUACAUGAAUGAUCACAGACCUAAGACCCAGGCCACCUCUCCAGACUUGGAUUCUCUGCGAAAGUCGUUUCCCACCAACCUGGGCGGCAGCGACACCUGCUACUUCUGCAAGAAGCGCGUGUACGUGAUGGAGCGGCUGAGCGCGGAGGGCCACUUCUUCCACCGAGAGUGUUUCCGCUGUGACAUCUGUGCCACGUCCCUGCGUCUGCCCUCCUAUGCCUUUGACAGCGAUGAAGGCAAGUUUUACUGCAAACCUCAUUUCAUUCACUGUAAAACCAACUGUAAGCAACGGAAGAGACGGGCAGAGUUGAAGCAACAAAUGGAGGAGCAGCGGACGUGGGCGGAGCAGGACACGCCGCGGCGGGACGCGCCCCCGGAAAGCUCCUGUGCAGUGGCCGCCAUCGCCACCCCCGAAGGCAGCCCCCCAGGUAUCACCACUUCCCUGUUUAGGAAGGUGCUCGGCUGGCCCUUGGGGCUGCCGGGGGCCCUGCGUCGCCUCCCCCGGAGCCUGCUUAACUGGAUUCAGGGACUCCUCCGCGCCACCGGCCUCCAUAUCAGGGACAAUGCUCACAACUACUGCUACACCUACGAGCUCCUGAGCCUCGGGCUGCCCCUGCUCUGGGUGUUCUCCGAGGUCCUGGCCUCCAUGUACCGGGAGUCCGAGGAGGCCCUGGAGAGCAUCCUCCGCUGGGUGCUGCGCUGCCUCCCGAUCAAACUCCAGUGAAGUCCGGCCGCCCCCCCUCCCCACCCA
Sorex araneus (European shrew) is the source of this 3901-nucleotide messenger RNA. Its product is annotated as F-actin-monooxygenase MICAL2. The record is from RefSeq and is a predicted model, not a curated record. Lineage: Eukaryota; Metazoa; Chordata; Mammalia; Eulipotyphla; Soricidae. Bases 308 to 3874 code for a protein of 1188 amino acids. The transcript is spliced from 25 exons. Gene Ontology annotation, molecular function: FAD binding; protein binding.